Molecule: messenger RNA, 1452 nt
Organism: Fusarium keratoplasticum
Lineage: Eukaryota; Fungi; Ascomycota; Sordariomycetes; Hypocreales; Nectriaceae
Exons: 3
Coding region: 1-1452 (483 amino acids)
Source: RefSeq, a predicted model, not a curated record
AUGAUGCUCUCCCUCCCCCGCAUCCUGACAUCACUCCUCUGCAUCUCCCUUGCCUCUGCUCAAUCCUCGGACCAAUGCAAGAUCAAUAGCCUCAAGACCUCGUACGCGGCUCCUGUCGCCGCCGACGGCUGGUCUUAUCGUCUCGUCGCCACUGAACUCUCCCGUCCGCGCGGUAUCCUCUUUGAUACCGAGGGCGCCCUAAUUGUCGUCGACACCGGUGUAGGUCUGGUGCAUCUGGAACUUGAAGACCAAGGGAGGACUUGUCUACGGGUUCGCAAGAAGACGGUGUUACUCGAGAAUGAAGAUCUCAACCAUGGCAUCGCCAUCUCUAAAGAUGGCCGCACCCUCUACGCCUCAACUGACGACGAGGUUUAUUCGUGGUCCUACGACCCUUCGGCCGUCCGCCUCAGCGAGUCGUCCGAACGUACCCUUGUCACGAACAUGACAAACAGUGGCCACACCUCGCGCACUCUCCUCCUCUCAGAGAAGCACCCGGGUGUACUCGUCGUAUCCCGCGGGAGUCAAGGUAACGACGACGUGGAAGCCGAGGACCGAUCCACAGGCCACUCGCAACUACGAGCCUUCAACGUCUCGGCUCUGGGGGGAAAUUCCAAGCCGUAUGAUUACCUCGACGGCGACCUGCUCGGCUGGGGUCUUCGCAACUCUGUCGGCGUAGCGGAGCAUCCGGAGACGGGAGGCGUGUACUCGGUCGAGAACUCGGUCGACAACCUGCGCCGCAGAGGCCGUGACAUUCACCGCGACAACCCGGCCGAGGAGCUCAACUUUCACGGCUUCCUCAACGGAUCCCGUGAGGACCAGGGCGGCAACUACGGAUAUCCCCUGUGCUACACCAUCUGGUCCACCGAGGACUUUCCCAGCCUUGGGGAUCUCGAAACGGGCGAUCAGUUUCCGGCUGAUCGAACAGGGGGACAGUCUGCGCCUAGUGAUGAAGAGUGCAACACUGAAUAUGUCCCUCCGGUGCUUGCUUUCCAGGCUCACACGGCACCUCUUGACAUUAAGUUUGACGGAAACGGUACAAAGGCUUAUAUAUCGUUCCACGGCAGCUGGAACCGUGAGGAACCCGUAGGCUACGAAAUCUCCUCCGUAGCCUUCAAAGACGGCCGCCCAACAUCACCCUCCAACAGCACAAACGCCACAACGACCAUCAUCAGCAACCCAGACCUUUCCAACUGUCCGAGCGAAUGCUUCCGCCCAGUGGGUCUUGCCUGGGACUCGGAGGGUCGUCUGUGGUUCAGCUCCGACAGCACCGGCGAGAUCUUUGUUCUAGCACAGGAUGACAGCGAGAACAGUGGCAACGACAACGAUGAUGAUGACCGUGGGGAGAGCGGUGGUGAUGACGACGAUAGCGCUGCUUCCCAGUUCAUGCACCCUAGCUCCUGGACUGUGGUAGUGACGCUCGUGGCUGUUAUCAUGGGUUUCUUUCUUGCAUGA